Messenger RNA from Penicillium canariense, 1488 nucleotides. RefSeq lists its product as uncharacterized. NCBI's taxonomy places the organism in Eukaryota, Fungi, Ascomycota, Eurotiomycetes, Eurotiales, Aspergillaceae. The transcript is spliced from 2 exons. The record is from RefSeq and is a predicted model, not a curated record. Gene Ontology annotation, molecular function: RNA-3'-phosphate cyclase activity. The coding region runs from base 1 to 1488 and encodes 495 amino acids. Gene Ontology annotation, cellular component: nucleus. Gene Ontology annotation, biological process: RNA processing.
AUGGGCUCCAUUAGCAAGGAAGAUUUAAUCUUAAUCGAAGGCACCCGCUACGAGGGAGGUGGGGGAUUGAUUCGAGACACCCUUUCUUACGCAACCCUCCUCAACAAGCCCGUUCGCGUUGAAUCUAUCCGCGCAUGUCGGCCAGGUAAAGGUGGACUCCGCCUCGAACACACCGACUCCAUCAACGCCAUGGUAAAAUUAAGCGCAAGCACAGUAGAGGGGAACACCCCUUACAGCCGUAAGAUCACAUUCUACCCCUACGCUACACUCGAAGAUUCUUCUUGUGGUCGAGACCCAUUAUACAGUCUAGAGUUUCAGGUAGAAGGUGCAGCCGCGAUUUUCAUGAUAGCCGUUUUGCCUUACAUCUUCUUUUCAACUCUUGGACCAGUCAACUCUUCUUUCGCCAACGAAAGAAUCGGAUGUGGCAUCGACCUCAAUAUCCGCGCGGGGACCCUGUGCGUAAGGGCGCCUUCCUACGCGUACGUGCAGCAAGUACUCAUCCCCACUUUUCAAUCCAUCAAUAUUGGAGAAGAAAAUUUGAAAGUGUACAAUGAUCACGAGCAAGGCUGGCAUACUGAGUUUGGGCAUACCCCGGGCCGCAUGAGAGUAUGGGCAAAGCCAUUUAACAAACCUUUACCGGCAUUUCAGCUUGAGCGACGUGGCACCGUCGUACGAAUUAGGGCUACGAUUCACGGGCCUGGUGAGACUCUAGAUGUUUUCCAUGAGAUAGUAAGAAGGGAAAUCAAACACGCUCUCAAACCCGGUUGGUCGUCCUCGGUGGAAGUGCAUACCGAUGCAUUUGCAUCGGUGGCCCCCGGUCAGUAUCACCUGCUACUUGUCGCGGAGACCGAACUCCCCCGAGCAUAUCUUGGCUACGAGCAGAUUUAUCCGCAGAGGGGAGGACUUUCUCGCGGGCUGCAGAACAGCAGCGAGGAGCUCUCUAAGUAUAUCACUCUUGUUUGUAUCAGAGGCUUAUACGAUGAGCUUGCUCGCGGCAAUGCCGUCGAUGAACAUCUUGAAGAUAUACUUGUUCCAUACCAAGUCCUAGCGGAUGGGUUUUCUUCUACUACCGCUGAGCGUAAUGCGGGGCUUGUGCAGGAAAAUGAAAAUCUGGCGAUCCCAUUUGGGGGACUUGAAAAGCGCGUUCCUAGGUUUAUAAAGCAACCCGAAUAUGAUACUAUCAAGGCCCUUUGCAUCGACUCCAUCUCUCCGUGUAACAGCAAACAGGGAUUCCUUGUGACUGUUCUCGAUGAGGCUAGCGUUGCGCACGAAGCAUCACUUGCAGGACACCCAAGCUGGCAUGGGUUUCAGCUUUUCCUCCGCCGCAUCGUCGACCCGAUUGACCGCUUCAGUGCUGCACUGGAUAUUCUCAGUCAAGCUGCUGGAUCCACGGGGUUGCUUAUAUGGGGGUCGAUCAGAAUCGUGAUCCAGGUAGGGGGCAUCGUCCUUGAGACGAUGAAGGUCAGGCUUAUUCAAGUCCCAUGCUGA